CGUCACUGUCGGGGCCUGCCGUCAGUCUGCAGCUGUAAAUAUGUCGAAAUUGUGUGAUGAUUGUAUGCAUACUACAGCUUUUGAUACAUGCAUAGCUGUACUUUGAGAGGAUUCACAUUGUUUUAGCAAUUGUUGCUGUUUCUAGUUUCAUUGAAGGGUACAUGAUCACAAGUACGACACGUGAUAUCCAACUGACUGUGAGGCAGAGCUGAAGAAACCAUGAGGUCUCACUAGGUUGGCAGUGUUAAGUGCAGACAUUAUGUCGUACAGUAACAGAGAACUAGUUGUGUUCUUUAUAAGCUAUAAACUAUCCCAGAGGAACUACCCAAAUUGUCUGUUGGGGCAGGAGGAUGCAAGUGAAAGAACUGAGGGAAAUCAGGCCAACUCAGCCAUAACUAAUGGAUUGCCGGCAAAUGCCAGGAAUUACAGUGGCCCUAUUGGGACGUUGUCGUCUCCGUACGGCUUAGAGGUAGUAAAGGCAGCUCUCCGGGACUCCGCUGAUGAGUUUGAACUGCGCUAUACACGAGAAUUUAGUGACCUCUCCUCCCACAUCACCCCUGCCACCUACCACAGCUUCGAGAGUGUAAUGAACGAGGUAUUUAGGGAUGGGAUCAACUGGGGACGUAUAGUGGGCCUGUUUGCCUUUGGGGGUGCCCUUUGUGUGGAGUGUGUCGAGAAGGAUAUGAACCACCUGGUUUCUCGCAUUGAGGACUGGAUGACUACAUACCUGGAUAACCACAUAGAACCAUGGAUCCAGACCCAAGGAGGUUGGAACCGGUUUGCUGAGAUUUUUGGCAGAGACACGGCUGCAGAAGUGAGGAGAUCUCAGGAGAGGCUAAGAAGAUGGUUCCUAGUUGGAGUGGUGCUGCUUACUGGGGUGCUAGUUGGCACGCUUGUUGUGAGAAAAUAUAAGUAAAGUGGAAGACGGUGAACCACAUCUUGUUUACUCAAGCACAUACUUUAUAACACUAUACCAACAAAAAGAUAACUCAGUUGUUCAUGUUUACAAAAGCACCGUCUGCUUGUGCACUGACAGAAUGGCUGCAGCAGUUGGUGGGAGUAUCCAUAUGUAGCUUGAUGAGCUGUUUUGUCCUCACCUGCCUGUCCUGUAUCUUUUUCACAUACAGCAAAGUUUUUCAUCUGUUUGUAAAAAGGGUAUUACACUGAAGACUGGAAACGCUUUAAAUGUCACUGAUAAGCUAAGAGCAAGCGGGAUUAUUUUCAGCUGGUUUGAUUGAGACUGCUACACGUUUUUAAUCUUUGCUGCAUUACCCAUGGACCAAUUUUAAUUAUUUUCAAAUCAGCAUUAGACAAAUACUAUUAAGUUAUAUUCCCUUUUCUAUUUUGUAAAGCCCAGUUCUUUUUUGUUUGCUAUACUGGUGUUUUAGGCAUGCUUCAAAUAAUAAAUAUUUAUGU
This is a messenger RNA of Lampris incognitus (smalleye Pacific opah), 1416 nucleotides long. Its product is annotated as bcl-2-like protein 1. NCBI's taxonomy places the organism in Eukaryota, Metazoa, Chordata, Actinopteri, Lampriformes, Lampridae. Gene Ontology annotation, molecular function: protein homodimerization activity; protein heterodimerization activity. Gene Ontology annotation, biological process: intrinsic apoptotic signaling pathway in response to DNA damage; extrinsic apoptotic signaling pathway in absence of ligand; negative regulation of intrinsic apoptotic signaling pathway. The transcript has 3 exons. The record is from RefSeq and is a predicted model, not a curated record. Gene Ontology annotation, cellular component: mitochondrial outer membrane. Bases 260 to 916 code for a protein of 218 amino acids.